AUGAAGCUGCUGCGGCGCGCGUGGCGGCGCCGAGCGGCGCUGGGCCUGGGCGGUCUGGCCUGCGGCGCCGCGCUGCUCUACCUGGCGCGCUGCGCGGCCCGCGGCCCCGGCCCGCCGCCCUCCCGCGGCCCCGCGCCCGCCGCGCCCGCGCGCGCCGACGCUUUUCUGGCCGUGCUGGUGGUCAGCGCGCCGCGGGCGGCCGAGCGGCGCAGCGUGGUUCGCGGCACGUGGCUGGCGGCGCGGCGCGGCGGCCCGGACGACGUGUGGGCGCGCUUCGCCGUGGGCACAGGCGGCCUGAGCGCCGAGGAACGGCGCGCGCUGGAGCGCGAGCAGGAGCGGCACGGCGACCUGCUGCUGCUGCCCGCGCUGCGCGACGCCUACGAGAACCUCACGGCCAAGGUGCUGGCCAUGCUGGCCUGGCUGGACGAGCACGUGGCCUUCGAGUUCGUGCUCAAGGCGGACGACGACUCCUUCGCACGGCUGGACGCGCUGCUGGCCGAGCUGCGCGCCCGCAGCCCCGCGCGCCGCCGCCGCCUCUACUGGGGCUUCUUCUCAGGCCGCGGCCGCGUCAAGCCUGGGGGCCGCUGGCGCGAGGCCGCCUGGCAGCUCUGCGACUACUACCUGCCAUACGCGCUGGGCGGCGGCUACGUGCUCUCCGCCGACCUGGUGCGCUACCUGCGCCUCAGCCGCGAGUACCUGCGCGCCUGGCACAGCGAGGACGUAUCGCUGGGCGCCUGGCUGGCGCCGGUGGACGUGCAGCGCGAGCACGACCCGCGCUUCGACACCGAGUACAAGUCUCGCGGAUGCAGCAACCAGUACCUGGUGACGCACAAGCAGAGUCCGGAGGACAUGCUGGGGAAGCACCGGACACUAACACGCGAGGGCCGCCUGUGCGAACAGGAGGUGCAGCUGCGCCUCUCCUACGUGUACGACUGGUCCGCACCGCCCUCGCAGUGCUGCCAGAGGAAGGAGGGCAUCCCCUGAGCCGCAGGGGCGCGUGGCGCCGGGCUGCGGGCUCUCAGCGCAGCCGCCGCCGGAGUCCUUUGGGGCCUCCCGCUGGCCUUACGCAGGCGGAGCUGAUAGGCUCCGGCUGGUUGUCCGUGAUGAGCCCGGCCCUCGGGAGGACCUGGUUUGUCCCCUGGCCGCCGCGGCUUUCUCAGGCACAGUGGGAAACACCUAGGCCUCGGCUGGGUGCACCCAUCAUACAUGCGGUUCAGCUCAAGAACGUUUUGUGCAGGAUCUGGGAAAGCCCUGGAGCCUGCCAAGGCGAUGCAUCAUGUCCGGGGAACAAUAUCCCGUCCCUGGAUUUCAGCCAUCGUUGGCCUGGAUGGGGGAGCUGCCCAGCCUGGGAUGUGGCUGCAGGCCAAACCUCCCCAGUCUGCAGGGGCUUGCAGCUCCGCCCCUAGCCUGUCCCCUGGGUGUCUUCUCCAAAGGCAGGGGCAAGGAGCCAGAGGGGGGGACUGACGGGCCCAUGCGGAACCUGACCCCAAAGAAGGAAUUUCGACUUGUUCUGGAGUGGGGACCACCUCACACCCUGCAGCCACCCCACUGACCUUGCUCCUGGGAAACCGCUGCACCAAUAGCUCAGACUGCUGCGAGCUGACCCUGGGCCCUCACAUGUUGCAACUUACCUGCGUGUUGCAAUCCAGUGGCUCUUAUCAAAGCUGCUGUCGCUUCAUUGGGCUAGAUCACCUUCUUUUAUGUCCCAUGCUAGUGCCAUUCGUCGUGUGUGAGUCUAAGAUUUAGCUUCAUCUUGUGUUGAUUAGCUUUAGUGGUGUUGCCCUGGAGCGGACUCCUGGUAAACAUAAUUCAGUGCUUGCCUGUGAUUUAUUUAUAAAUAUUGUAAAUUUGUAUAGAAAAGAGCUUAAAUUGGGGAGUAAGCGGGCUUCAGUAUUUUAAUAUUUAAGAAGAGAUUUUCCUGUCAGAACUUGGAAUUUGUGGAUUAAUCUGUUCUGACAGCCUGAGUUGUAUCCCUGGCACUGUGUGUGUGUUUAAACGUGGAAGAAUUUCAAAACUGUCCAUUUUUCUUUUCAGUUUACACAUUAAGUCAUUGCCAUUGUCUAUUUCUGAGAAAACUUCCCUUUUAAGGCUUCUUCGGGGCAAGUGUGUCUCACACCCACGUCUGUUAUUUUAACUUUGGCCUCAAGUUCCAGGAAUCUGGACCCUUAGAGAUGUUGAUAAGACUUCCCAAAGUCUGUCCUAAGAAAACAGGCUUUGCCAGUCAGGGGUCCUUUUGGAGACAGGAUUCCCAUGCACCCCGACCAGUUGCCUCUCAUGUACCUGAACAUCCUCAGAAGAUGGGGGUCUCCUUUUCCCCCAUUAAAUGUGAGCAGUGAACACCAUGGUCAUUGCAAAAGUAGAAUAAAGUGGUCCCCAGCCUCCUGCAAGCCUUGUCCAGUG
This is a messenger RNA of Manis pentadactyla (Chinese pangolin), 2400 nucleotides long. It is a transcript of the gene B3GALT6, whose product is annotated as beta-1,3-galactosyltransferase 6. The transcript has a single exon. Gene Ontology annotation, biological process: glycosaminoglycan biosynthetic process. Gene Ontology annotation, cellular component: membrane. The record is from RefSeq and is a predicted model, not a curated record. Gene Ontology annotation, molecular function: UDP-galactosyltransferase activity. The coding region runs from base 1 to 984 and encodes 327 amino acids. Lineage: Eukaryota; Metazoa; Chordata; Mammalia; Pholidota; Manidae.